UCUUAAAGUCAUCGUGAAAUAUCUAAGUAAAACCUUAUUACGGCAAUUAGCGAUGAAUGUUAUUAUCUUGAGAACAGCACUUUGUGUGUUAUUGUAUAGUCUAAUAACUCUGAAUAUAACGAGGGGCUACGAACACGUUGGUCACAACCCGUGUAGUUAUACACAUUGCGGGUAUGGUACAUGUGAAAUUAAUAACGGGCAUGCGUACUGUAGAUGCCAGACCUGUUAUUCCAAUUCGUUCACCAGUUACUGCUCAAUAUAUAACAAUCCUUGUAGUGAUGUGUACUGUUUCAACAGUGGUAUUUGUGUUCCUACAAAUUUAAACGGAGAGUGUGGGUAUAGAUGUGAAUGCCCUGAUGGGUUUACUGGUACAUUUUGCGAUCAAA
Anneissia japonica is the source of this 386-nucleotide messenger RNA. Its product is annotated as delta and Notch-like epidermal growth factor-related receptor. The record is from RefSeq and is a predicted model, not a curated record. The transcript is spliced from 3 exons. The annotation marks the transcript as partial. NCBI's taxonomy places the organism in Eukaryota, Metazoa, Echinodermata, Crinoidea, Comatulida, Comatulidae.